GCCAUUCGAAUAGUUCUUAUUCAUUUGUUAAUUUUUCUUAUUGUUUCAGGCGUUCAUUGCAAUAGUAUAGUCCCCCCUUCGUGGAUAGUGAAAUUACCAAGGAAAGGAAGUUUCAAAUCGAGUUUACGAAAAGCACCGACGAAAGGACCGAACUCAAAGAAAAAUAAACAUAAGGAAAAAGAACAUCGAGCAUUCACAAUAAAACCAAUUCCGACAACGAAUGUUUCACCUGUAAUAGUUUUUAUCAACCCCAAAUCUGGUGGCAACCAAGGCCUGAAAUUACUACAGAAAUUCCAGUGGCUGCUCAAUCCGAGGCAGGUGUUCGACCUGACCCAGGGCGGCCCCCGCUCGGGCCUCGAGCUGUUCAAGAAGGUGCCGAACCUGCGCGUGCUGGCGUGUGGCGGCGACGGCACCGUCGGCUGGGUGCUCAGCGUCAUCGACAACAUCGGCGUUGCGCCCGCCCCCGCGGUGGGGGUGCUGCCCCUCGGCACGGGCAACGAUCUGGCGCGAGCGCUCGGAUGGGGCGGGGGAUACACCGACGAACCUAUUUCGAAGAUCCUGUCAAACAUCAGCCAGAGCGACAUCGUGUACUUGGAUAGAUGGUCCUUGGAAGUGGAGAAGAAUACAGACACCAACGCCAAGAAUGAUGGCGGCAAACAGAACCUACCUCUGAACGUCGUCAACAACUAUUAUUCAUUGGGAGUAGACGCUCAUAUUGCUCUCGAAUUUCACGAAGCGAGAGAGGCUCAUCCAGAGAAAUUCAACUCCCGAUUGAGGAAUAAGAUGUUCUAUGGCCAAAUGGGAGGCAAGGAUCUGCUGAAGAGAAAAUGGAAAGAUCUGGCGGACUUCGUUAGUUUGGAAUGUGAUGGACAGAACAUAACCCAAAAACUCAAGGACCUAAGAGUGCAUGCAAUCGUUUUUCUGAACAUUCCUAGUUAUGGCGGUGGUACCAAACCAUGGAAUAGGUCGUUGGGAGGCAUCGAACCAAGUACAGAAGAUGGUCUCAUAGAAGUUGUUGGCCUUACUACAUAUCAACUUCCCCUCCUUCAAGCCGGUGGGCACGGCACGUGCAUCACCCAGUGCCGCUCUGCUAAAAUCACCACCUCCAAAACGAUCCCGAUGCAGGUGGACGGCGAAGCGUGCAAACUAGCGCCCUCCAUCAUCACCCUCUCGCACCUCAACAAGGCCGCCAUGCUGGCCAAGCAGAAGCAUGGCAAAGCGGCGCCAGCGCAGGCAACGCUGGACGAUCUCGCGUUUGAAGUGUUCAAGUUGGCGAUGGCCGAUUACGAGCAGCAUCACAACGAUAAGGAUCUUCUCGUUCAAGCAGCUAUAAACAUUGGAAAAAUUGAAGUCAAUCCUGGGUCCGAUCUGGAACAAGUGAGGGUGAUGAUCAACAGACUGCUAGAAGAGAACAAGGACCAGCAGAUGAUAUCAUCAGAUUGGUGUUUCAUAGACUCUUGUACGGCCGAAAGGUUCUUUCGCAUCGACAAGGCCCAAGAGAGUCUGCACUACGUGCUGGACAUCGCGGUCGAACACCUCUACAUUCUCGAGUGCGAGGAGGAGACCGUACCGCCCACGCCCGAAGACGAGACCGCCAACCCUUCGCCCACGUCCAAUCAGGCACCCUACAAUAUACCGCUGAUGAAAAUAAGCAAGGAAGACAGUUUGGAUUGCCCUAGUGAACAACUUCAAUCUCCACAAUCUCUGGAGAACGGUAACCAGAAAUAUCCCAACCCUGAAGAGAACAGCCCUACAGAAAACAAGGAGAUAGCUCGGGUAACUUCUGACAGCAGCAUGAAAAUCAGAAGUUAUAUGGAAGAAAGGCCGAAUGAUUGUCUUCUCAAAGCAGCUAAAAUUGGGGAUCUUCGAACAGUCAAAGAGUUACACAACCACGGAUAUUCCCUUCUAACAAAAGAUGCGGCUGGCCAAACAAUGCUCCACCAUGCUGCCCGUUAUGGUCAUAAUGACAUAGUCAAAUAUUUGAUUAGAUUCGCUCCAUCUAUACUGAACGAGACAGACUCUACCCUGUCUCAGACAGCACUUCACAAAGCGGUAGCAUAUAAAUGGCGAGACAUCUGUUGUAUUCUGGUGGCAGGAGGGGCAGCCUUGGAUGUCAAGGACCAUCGCGGUCUCACUCCGAGAUUGUUGGCUCUUCAGAAUGAUGAUCACGAGUUGGCAGCCUAUUUGGAAAGUCAGGAAAACUUCAGAAUGGUGGCGUCAGAUGAUGGGACUGUAGUCUGAACAAAAUGUGCAACAUUUCUUAUGGCCCUUUCGGCAUAAAAGCAAUUUAUCUUUUCCUAAAAUGCCUUACUACAAAUUUUAAAAAUUCAUUAUACAUUAACUCUUAUCACUUAAACAUUCGAAUUCAAAACAUCACGUAUCUACAAGGAGUAUAAUUGCGUGUUCGAAUUUGAAUAAUACCUAUAACGGAUAAAGACGAGGACAGAAAAAGAAAACUUGUCCUGCAUUCAAUGAAUGAUAAAAGGAAAAUAUCCUCAGGAAAAUCCUCCCCAUGAGAUAUAAACUAUAGAUAAAACAAAUUUAUUGAGCAAACCUUGACCAUUUGCAAUUUACAGGGUCUACAUAAGAUAAGAGCAUGAUACCGUCCUCUGAAUAUUCUAACACGAACGACUCUUCGAACUUGACCAAUUUUCUCCAUAAUAUAGGAAACUACCCUACCUUUAUCAGAUCAUUCUUAUGAAUAUUAUGCUAUUGCUAUAUUAUAUGUGUGAAACUCAUCAGAAAUAUACAAAGUUCUAGAAGAAACAGCAAUAUAAGUCCCAAAGUCUGUCGACCACAAAAAUAUUGUUUGAUAAGUAGUUUAACUAGUUUCGACCACAGGCCACCAUCAGACACAAAAAUGAUGUAUCCGGAAGUACCUAUAUAUAAGAUAAUUAUGGACAUUGUUAAGGAGUCGAAAAAUAAUCGAGGAAUCGAUAUAAUAACCUCAGCAAUACAUAUUGAGAGCAAAAAAUGAAAUCAAAAGCCUAAGUCGAAUUUCAAAAUAUCAUUCUUUAAUUUAAAAAAGGUUAAAAUCUGCAAAGAGUACAGUAGAACCAGAACAGCAUUUUAUUAUUGAAGAACAUUAGGAC
Phaedon cochleariae (mustard beetle) is the source of this 3092-nucleotide messenger RNA. The record is from the annotation of a GenBank genome assembly. Lineage: Eukaryota; Metazoa; Arthropoda; Insecta; Coleoptera; Chrysomelidae.